This is a messenger RNA of Thyridium curvatum, 2685 nucleotides long. RefSeq lists its product as uncharacterized. The transcript has a single exon. The coding region runs from base 1 to 2685 and encodes 894 amino acids. The record is from RefSeq and is a predicted model, not a curated record. Lineage: Eukaryota; Fungi; Ascomycota; Sordariomycetes; Thyridiales; Thyridiaceae.
AUGGAAGAUCCCCAUUCAUCCCUGCAACAUCGACACCACCCAGUGCGGACAACCGUCAAAGAUACAUAUCAGCAAGAGUGCGCUCCCGCGGAGCCAUCCGUUGACUCCUCUGUACAAUCACUGCGGUUUCCUCGACCUCAAGGCAGCCAGAUCCUGGCCAACUGGGUAGCUUCCAGAGCUCCAGCCAUCAUGCUGCCCUCACUUCACUCUGACGACACCAACCUGACCGAUUCCACCUUCGAGCUUAUCAGCACCGACGGUGAGAGUCAAGAUGGCCGCUACACGGAGUCUAUCACCGACUCGCUCGAUAUAUACCCUCCCACAGACGAGGUACGGAGCCUGAACGGCAAUGAGACCCAUCAGGAAGAGCGCGGCGGCUCGGACGAAGAUGAAAAUGAACGACAGUCCAGAUCAGACUCUAUUCGCUAUGCCGAAGAGGUGCUGGAGCAUCCUUCUACCCACUCACUGCGUGCGACCCCACCACCUCCCGCUGUUCUCGACGAGGUCGACUAUAUUGAACCAUCCAUAUCGUCACUUCGCCAGUCAAUCGAGUUCACCGAACCUCUGGAUUCUCUUGACUCGGCCAAGAUUUCGGUUAGCCACACGAUCCACGAGCCGGACCAGGGAGAGACCGCUACCAUUAGCGAGUCUCUUGGCCUCAAGGUCCCCGAGCGAAUGGUUAUCGCCGUCCGCCAGAUGAUGUCUAACCAGUGCCUCUCGACCCGGGAGCCCCUGAGGCUCCUGUUUGUUGGCAGCGAUGCUGGCAAACAUGAUAUCAUCUUGAAGAUUUCUUCAGCUGUCUUGGCGUCCUCCAAAGCAUACCGAGGCGGAAACGUCUUUGGGAGGAGCGUGAACGGUCUCUUCAACAUCCUGCCCAUUUCCGGAUUCGGCUCAACGAAAAUCCCUGAUGUCCAGCUCACCGAGAGUUCGGACUAUCAAAUCAUGGUGGAGUGUUGCAGCUCUGCUGGGCAAGUGCCCACCGACGAUCCCGAUGCUCUCGACGCAGCCUCGUUCUUUGUCACCAUCGACAACGAGAAGACUUAUACAUCUCUGGACCUUGACGAGGGUCGGAUAAUCGAGCCCUCGUGGCACCUUCCCCAUGUCGCCAUCUUCUUUGUCUCAGGCAACGACAACCAGGAGGCAAUGGCGACGAGGAAUGCGGCCUGGGAAUUCAUGACGCGCCACGGCCGUCCUUCGAUCUUCAUCUCGAACGAGCAAUACUGUUCUACUAACUGCUUGCCCAGGCAAUGGGCCCACUGUAUCGGCGAGGGCGCUGCCUAUCUAAGCAUUGAAGCACGAGAUCCCAACCGGCAGGUCGAAGUUGCUCUGCCAAUUGACUUGAGGUCUUUCCUCAACAUCGAUGCCCGGCAGAUGAACAGGAACCUGGCUUAUCUGACGGGGCUCCGCGAAGAUGUUUCCAGUGAGACCGAGGAGGUCGAGCUAAGCAAGCUCCCAAAAGCACGUAUGUCUCCGCAUUCGUGGUUCGCGUCGAGGACGGAGCUGCCGCUCAUGGUUAUUGCUGCCCUAUUGACCUUGUCGUCGAUCUACUUGGGAAUAUUCCUGCCGAAGAUCCUUCUUCCCGCUCAGGACGGUUCUGUGUCCACGAAAUUUGCAGGUCCAUCCUCGGUGGCCCAGCCUCUGUCCGCCACCUGCUCGGUGCCUACAAAGAUUCCGACCGUUACUAUCCAUGUAUCGUCCACCAACACGAUCACACCGCGAGUCCAGGAGCCCUCGACUGCCAACAUUGCUGCCCACCUGCCUUUUGGUGGAUUUCUGUCCGACAAAGCUCAGAGCCUGACGCCAGAGCAAGAGCCCCGGGCGGCCUGCGAAAUCGAGGUCCACGGAAGCAACGAGAUCCUCGUCAAGGUACCCUCGGGUACCAAGACUUCCUGGCUUGCAAGAGGAGCCAUCGAUAUCGACGUCUGGCGUGGCAAAGAGCUCCUCAAAUCCAAGUUGUCCACGACGGAUGAAGGUAUCCUCAUUGAGAUCAAUAAGAAGGAUGCCUACGGCGUUAUGAACGUCUCUGUCGUCACGACUCGCAAGCCAAAGAUCAAUGAGACUUUUGCCAUUGACUUUGGUAAGCCCUUGAUCGCUGGCAUGAUCGAUGCUGGUGCAGACUUCUUCAACAGCUUGAAGGACACGGUCACAGGCGCCACUGAAGAUGCGGCCGAAGCUGGUAAGGCCGCUUAUAACAAUGCUGCGGCAAUCUUGAACUUGUGCCGGGAGGACGCGGCUGAGUUGUCUCGCUCCGUCGAGGAGUCACGAAAGUCGUUCAACCAAUACUUGGACCACGCUGGGGAUUUGGCGUUCACCCGUAUCCGCGAUUCUGUCUCUGCCGUGAACCUGUACACGGCCAUGGCGAACACGAAGAAGCAAAUCGCUACCAAGGCUGCGCCCACGGCUGAGGCCAUGGUCGAUGCAGCGCAGCUACGCCUGCUAAAAGCCCAGAUAGCUUCCAAGCUCUGGUGGCUCAAGGUCCAGGGCAAAGAAGCCGAACACGACGAGUACGCAGCCAAGGCAGAGUCUUUCAUCCUGCAAAAGACGGCCGAGAGUCAGCGAAAGUGGGCGUCCGCAAGGGGUGCGUCCAAGCACAAGACACCUUGCAAGCCCGGCAGUUUCUCAUGGGGUAGGUGUGCCUGCUCGGGUAAGCGGGGCACGAAGGGCAAGUGGAAGAUGGCUGGCUAA